GCGGCCGUCCCGCCUACGUGACUUGGGGCAGAGCCGACGUUCACGGGCUUUGCUGGGCGUAUAUAACGCGGAGAGCACGCUGCCCCGGCGCUGGUGCCCUUCAGCAGCGCUGCCGGUCCUUUGCUCCGCCAGGUCCGUAGCUGCAGCGAGGAUGAACGCGAGCUUCUUCCAGAUACUAAAAGCGAAAAAAGAACUCAUUCCCCUGGUUGGAGUGGUGUCCUUUGCAGCAGUUGGGGCGCUCUCUUUUUCUGCCUAUUCCAUAUUCAGCAAAUCCGAUGUGAUCAUUAACAAGAGUGGCAAUCCAGAACCGUGGGAAACUGUCGAUCCUACCAAACCUCAGAAGCUAUUAACAAUCCAUCAGAAAUGGAAACCUAUAGAAGAGCUGGAAGAUGUCAAAAAACUCACGAAGUGACAAGUUUCUGUUGCCUCAAAAAGGUACCCUAUGAAUCUAGUGGAAUCACUUCUGCACAAACUUGACUACUGAAAUCAGUGUGCGGAAAUGCUUCUGCUACAUUUUUAGGGUCUCCCUACAUUUUUUGGACUCUGGAUGAGGAGUUUCAUGUUGCCUUAGAAGCUGGCAUACAACAUCCACACAGUCCAAAAAUCUCAAAUACUUAUUUUCAGUAGUCAUUUUAUGUCAGAUGUUAAAUAUUCAGAUGGAAAUUAUAGAUGGAAAAAGCCUUCAUGCUUUUUUGUAGAAUUUUGCUUUUCUCAAAAUAUAUUUUCUAAUUUUAUAUACUUUUAAUAAAAUAUAUAUUAAAUUUUUACAACAUUCCACGUAAAUUCCAUAAAUGGAAAUUACCCGAAAGCCCUUCUGAAUUGGGAUUCCUGGUCUGCUCCCUUUCUAUGCUGUAUUUCAAUGCACUAUACAGACCACACAGUCAUCAUAGCCAGAGGAUGUAUGGCAACAUAUGUGGUCAUAAAGUAUAUUUGCAUUUGUUUUCUAUGUUAGAUGUGAUGACAAUUUAAGUCAAAACUAAUGUUCUGCUGAUAGAAGUAAAACUUACACAUGCAUUCACCUCAACCCACCGAGUCCCAUAGGUUAUUUAAGAGUAGAUUUGAGACUGCAGGAUUGGAACAUAAGAAUUAAGCAGGGCUAAAAGGGAAUUGGAAAUGAGAUAACUUCUGUUGUAUUUAAAUAUUGUUCGUGUUUAAAUUUAGAAGAAGUUACUAGAAUUAGGAAACUUACAUUAUCCAAAACUAAUUACAUAAUUUUUUUCUUUUUAUGCAAGGUAGUUCACGUGCAAGCUCAAAUGGACUGUGCAGUUAAAAAUAUUUUUAAACAUUUCUAGAUACGUGCUAUUAGGGACAUCUGCUUGAGCAAAGAGAAAAUAACAGAUUAAAAUUAGGAAUGACUGUGAAGAGACAAUUCCUCUUUAAGCAUCUGUGUAUUUUCUUAUGAGUUGGCCAGGGAAAGAAUGUAAUGGGCAGACCCCCAGUAAAUUAAUCAGGUAAUAUAUGCAUCCGAUGGUAGAAUGGUCUUUUGUAGAUAUUUUCUGUAUGUGGCCCCUUCCAAGCAGUUUCACAAUGUAUAAUACAGUUUCUUUUACAACAGAUGUUCAGAAUGCAUAUUACUUUCUGUGAGGAAGAAAGCAAAAGUGAAACUGCUAAAGUUGCAACUGAAAUUGCAAAAAGUCCCCGUAAGUAAGUAAUAGUGAAGUGCUUUGGGUUACUCUGCUGCAGCUAAGACAAAACUGAAGUUAGUAAAGCUGUCUCCCAAAUUUUAAGGUAGCUUGGCUUCAGAAGCUUAAUGUUUUCUUCAGAUUUAUUGAUGCUGAGAAAAAAAAAAAAGUUAAAAUGUUACUUUAUUCCAUAUGUGUGUGCAGAUGCAGCAUAAAUAUUUAUCAAGUAAGGAUGACUCAGCAGCAUUUCUGUUUGAGAGAACUAUUACAAGAUUUCAGAAUACAUUCUUAGCUCUCAUUUUAAGGUAUGACAUUAAAAGAUUAUUUGAUAGCAUAUAACCACAAAAAUCCACUGCUCUGAGGAAUACAAGUUUUAAAUAUUUUAACAGAAAAAUAUUUAAAAAUAUUUUCUGUAAGUUACUCUGUAUUUCCAUAUUUUUACUGGACUGUAUCAAACAAAAAAAACAAGUGCUGUGUUCUGAGUUGAUGCAUGAAUUAAAUUAGUUUGUUCUUCAAUAAAUCACUUGUAUGGUCUUUAAAUACUAUGACCUAAGUAUCUGUCAACAUUAGGGAAAUAAGUGUAAGUAAUUUUUAUGUAAUUUUUGUACUUUACUUUUCAGUGGUGUCUUUCAGUAGCAUAUUACACAAUGUGACUGCCAUCAGUCACAGGUUGUUGCUUCUCUCAUCCUGUGCUGCAGCAUAAUAGCAAAGGUAAUAGAAUGUUUUGCUUUGUUAGCUGAUCUUUUUGUUUAAUAUAGAUUUGUGGGGAGGGUAUUCAUAUAAUGUGAGAAAUCAAAUUAUUUUUCUGCACUUCAAAAAGAUUAUGAGUAAUGUUAAAGUUUUGGUAGUUCUUUGUGUUCUCAGACUGUUGUCUCCUGCACAGAUGAGGUUUUUUCCUCUAAGUAGAGCACACCAAGAGCAAUUACUGUAUCUCCCCCACAACUACUCUACACAAAUCUAUAAAACAAUAUACAAAUUAUUUCCUUGUUCUACAGACAUCAGAGUUAAGACAGUAAAGAUUUGAUUGGCUGAAUUUUAUGAGAACAGUCAGACUUCCAUGUCCUGUGUUAUGUAAACCCAUGGCUUUUUAUUCCAUGGACAAUUUAGAGGCUGUUGAAAUAAAUUUAACAAUGUU
Messenger RNA from Grus americana (Whooping crane), 2757 nucleotides. RefSeq names its product chromosome 10 C15orf48 homolog (gene COXFA4L3). Bases 152 to 412 code for a protein of 86 amino acids. The transcript is spliced from 5 exons. The record is from RefSeq and is a predicted model, not a curated record. NCBI's taxonomy places the organism in Eukaryota, Metazoa, Chordata, Aves, Gruiformes, Gruidae.